Messenger RNA from Prorocentrum cordatum, 1535 nucleotides. The record is from the annotation of a GenBank genome assembly. Lineage: Eukaryota; Dinophyceae; Prorocentrales; Prorocentraceae.
AGACCAUUUUGACAUUAAAUGUUUCGCACAUCUGCCCUUGUGUUCGUCACGCGCAACCCGCGGAUGGAAGCGAUGCUUCUGCAGCGGUCGCACAUGAUGACCUUUUUGGGCUUGUGCUGCGCCUGCCUCGCUCCGGGAGUGCACAGUGCCAGUCCCGCGUGCCCAGGGGAGUUUACCGUGCCUGGCUACGGCAGUGUGCAGCUGGUUCCCACUGGAUGGGUUGGCAGCAGCUUUGUGCCUGUGGAUGUGGCCAACGGCAGUACACUGGUCGCUCACAUGGAUGCUCGUGCUUACUUCGCCGACGAGUGCUCGGCGGGGAAGUACGACAACGAGCAGUACCUUGCCCUAAAUCUCUUGGGGAAGGUGCUGGGCUACAGCGUCGACCUCUCAGGAGCGGGGUGCGGGUGCAACGCGGCGCUCUACCUCACGUCCAUGCGCCAGAACACGGCACCGUCGCAGUGCUCCGACUAUUAUUGUGACGCCAACAACGUUUGCGGCGAGUCGUGUGCCGAGAUCGACGUCCAGGAGGCCAAUCAGCUGGCCUGGCACUCCACGCUCCACGCCGCGACCGACCCGAGCGGGGUGGGCGGUGGCUACGGCGGGGGCGACAGCUGGACGGGCCCGAGGGACUGGGGCUCCGCAGAGUAUGGCGAAGGCGCCAGGUGCGUGGACACGGCGCGCCCCUUUCGGGUGGAGGCCGCGUUCCCCGUGGACGACGAAGGCUCGCUGGUGGCCAUGGAGGUGACGCUGUCCCAGCCGGGCAAGCCGUGCAACGUGUCCGUGCGCCUCGGCUCGUACGCCGGCAUGGCCGAGCUCUCGCGCGCCCUCGAAGCCGGCAUGACCCCCAUCGUGAGCUACUGGAGCGCGACGGACAUGCUGUGGAUGGACGGCAAGGGCGCCGACGGCAAGGGCCCGUGCGCCGUGGACGACAUCAAGGCAUGCGGCGCGACGGUCGCGUUCCACAACUUCUCCGUGGCCCCCAUCGGCGCUGUGCCCGCUGCGAUCGCCGGCGCCGUGCCGACUCCUGCCGGCACGGGCGGCGGCUCUGUGGACGACCGCUCCGAGUGCGCGGAAACGUACGAGGAGAAUUGCGCAGGCAAGCAGUGCUGCAAGUCGGCAGGCAUGCAGUGCUACGUGAAGAACGAGUGGUGGGCGGCGUGCAGGGAGGCCUGCGUGCCUGGCUCCACGGACGACAGGGACCCAGAGUGGGCCAGGGCUCCCUGGAGCUGCGUGGCCCUUGGGCCGCGUGCGCCCACAGCCAGCAGCGGCGCGAAUGGCAUCAAUGCCUCCCGCAGCCGCCAGCACGGCAAAGAGACAGCGGCCACAGGCCGAGUCGUGGUCAAGGCCUGGGCGGAAGAUGUGCUGGCCGAGGUGGAGCAGGGCAGCGAGAUCACGCUGCUCGUUGGCGGCCAGGAGGUCCGAGCGGAGGUGAUGAUCACCGGUCCUGCGAACUUGGGCAAGCACGCCUUCGUGGAGUAGCUUAGGCUGUUCUGGCCUCUGGCUCCGCCUAGAGAGGGGGACACAGAGUCGGGGGG